CGGGCAGGUGUUGAGGGCAGCCUUGUGCGGAAGGAGGCAGAUGUCCCGCUAUACCCCACCCCCAGCACGUUACGGGGGUCGUCACACGGUGACUCUCAUCCCAGGAGACGGUAUCGGACCUGAGCUACUCAGCCAUGUUAGAGAACUGUUCAGGUUCUGCUGUGUACCUGUGGAUUUUGAGGUGGUGAAUGUGGAUUCUACUAUGACAUCAGAGGAUGAUAUCAACGACGCCAUUACAGCCAUCAGACGCAACGGAGUGGCCCUCAAAGGCAACAUUGAGACCAACCACAACCUGCCUCCCUCCUUUAUAUCCAGAAAUAACCUGCUACGUACCAGUCUGGACCUGUAUGCCAACGUGAUGCACUGCCAGUCUCUGCCAGGCGUUCGGACUCGUCACAGGAACAUCGACAUCAUCAUCAUCAGAGAAAACACUGAGGGAGAAUACAGCAGUCUGGAGCACGAGAGUGUGUCUGGGGUGGUGGAGUGUCUGAAGAUCAUCACGAGGACCAACUCUCUGAGGAUUGCUGACUAUGCUUUCAGACUGGCCAGGGAGAGAGGUCGUCGUAGGGUCACCGCUGUCCACAAGGCCAACAUCAUGAAGCUAGGUGAUGGUCUGUUCCUACAGUGUUGUAAGGAGGUUGCGGCGGGUUAUCAAGACAUCGCCUUCGAUGCCAUGAUUGUGGACAACACCACCAUGCAGCUGGUGUCAAAGCCGCAGCAGUUUGACGUGAUGGUGAUGCCUAAUCUCUAUGGUAAUGUGGUGAGCAACGUGUGUGCUGGUCUGGUGGGGGGGCCGGGACUCGUUCCAGGAGCCAACUACGGGACGGACUACGCUGUGUUCGAGUGUGGCACCAGGAACACAGGGAAGAGCAUAGCAAAUGGUAACAUAGCCAACCCUACAGCCAUGUUACUCGCUUCCUGUCUGCUUCUGGACCAUCUGAGGCUACAUGCAUACGCCACCAUGAUACGACGGGCUGUCAUCGCUACUGUUACUGAGACACGGCUCCAUACAGCUGAUUUGGGAGGUCAGGGGUCAACCUCUGAUGUGGUCCAUUCCAUCAUGAAGGAGAUACAGAGCACUGGACCCCUAACACAGAACAUCUAAAUAUUUAUUUCACUUAUGACUGUAGCCUACCCUAUAAUUAUGACCCUAUGACCCUAUAAUUAUGACCCUAUGACCCUAUAAUUAUGACCCUAUAAUUAUGACCCUAUGACCCUAUAAUUAUGACCCUAUAAUUAUGACCCUAUGACCCUAUAAUUAUGACCCUAUAAUUAU
Oncorhynchus nerka (sockeye salmon) is the source of this 1276-nucleotide messenger RNA. Its product is annotated as isocitrate dehydrogenase [NAD] subunit gamma, mitochondrial-like. The transcript has 10 exons. Gene Ontology annotation, molecular function: magnesium ion binding; oxidoreductase activity, acting on the CH-OH group of donors, NAD or NADP as acceptor; NAD binding. Bases 41 to 1105 code for a protein of 354 amino acids. Gene Ontology annotation, biological process: isocitrate metabolic process; tricarboxylic acid cycle. Gene Ontology annotation, cellular component: mitochondrion. Lineage: Eukaryota; Metazoa; Chordata; Actinopteri; Salmoniformes; Salmonidae. The record is from RefSeq and is a predicted model, not a curated record.